Messenger RNA from Manis javanica (Malayan pangolin), 2307 nucleotides. RefSeq names its product protein-arginine deiminase type-4. Gene Ontology annotation, biological process: chromatin remodeling. Gene Ontology annotation, cellular component: nucleus; cytoplasm. The record is from RefSeq and is a predicted model, not a curated record. NCBI's taxonomy places the organism in Eukaryota, Metazoa, Chordata, Mammalia, Pholidota, Manidae. Gene Ontology annotation, molecular function: calcium ion binding; histone arginine deiminase activity.
UGACUCACAGGCUCUGUGGGGUGGUAUGAAGGAACCAGCCCAGGGGCUUCCUGCAGCUGGAGGGACAAGCUGGCUGGACUAUGGCCCAGGGGACUGUGAUCCAUGUGGCCCCAGAGCAGCCCACCUACGCCGUGUGUGUGCUGGGCACCGAGACUCAGCUGGACGUCUACAGCUCUGCCCCUGAGGGCUGCACGUCCUUCAGCAUCGAUGCUCCCCCAGAAGUAGUUGUGGAUGUUGCCCACAGCCCUCCAGCCAAGAAGAAACCCGCAGGUCCCUCCAAGUGGUCCCUGGACCCCGGGCUGGAGGUGAGCCUGAGGCUGACGGCUGCUAGCACUACCACGGGUGACCUCAAGGUUCAGAUUUCAUACUGUGGACGGAAGACUAACCCAAUCCAAGCCCUGCUCUACAUCACCGGGGUGGAAAUCUCCUUGAGCGCGGACAUCACCCGCACUGGCAAAGUGAAGCCGGCCAAAGCCAGGAAGGACCAGAGGACCUGGACCUGGGGUGCCCGUGGGCAAGGUGCCAUCCUGCUGGUGAACUGUGACAAGGACAACCCCAAGUCUCCCACCAUGGACUGCAAGGAUGACAAGGUGUCUAACAGCGAAGACCUGCAGGACAUGUCCCUGGUGACCCUGAGCACAAAGACCCCCGCGGACUUCUUCCUCAAGCACCAGCUGGUGCUCCACGUGGCCAAAUCUGAGAUGGACAAAGUCAGGGUGUUUCAAGCCAAUCGUGGCAAACAGCCCUCCAAGUACAGGGAGGUCCUGGGGCCACAGCAGCCCUCAUACCUGCUGGAGCUCCCGGGAGGCCAGCAGAGCACAGACUUCUACGUGGAGGGCCUCGCUUUCCCAGACGCCAACUUCCCAGGGCUCAUUUCCCUCACCAUCUCCCUGCUGGACAUGUCCAACCCGGAACUUCCCAACAUCCCGGUUUUCCAAGACAGUGUGGUGUUCCGCGUGGCCCCCUGGAUCAUGACCCCCAACACUCAGCCCCCGAGGGAGGUGUAUGUGUGCAGGACAUUUGAAAAUGAGGACUUCCUGAAGUCAGUGACUGCUCUGGCCAAGAAAGCCAGGUGCAAGCUGACCAUCUGCUCCAAGGAGCAGAACAUGGAGGACCGGUGGAUGCAGGAUGAAAUGGAGAUCGGCUACAUCCAGGCACCGCACCAGACCCUGCCCGUGGUCUUUGACUCUCCCAGGAACAGAGGCCUGAAGGAGUUCCCCAUCAAGUGUGUGCUGGGUCCAGAUUUUGGCUACGUGACUCGAGGGCCCCAAACAGGAAAUGUUACUGACCUCGACUCCUUUGGAAACCUGGAAGUGAGCCCCCCAGUUAGAGUCGGGAAGAAGAAUUACCCUCUGGGCAGGAUUCUCAUUGGGAGCAGCAGUUAUCCCAGCAAUGAGAGCCAUGAGAUGCACCAGGCCCUGCAGGACUUCCUCAGUGCCCAGCAGGUGCAGGCCCCAGUGAGGCUCUACUCCGACUGGCUGUUCGUGGGCCACGUGGAUGAGUUCCUGAGCUUUGUUCCGGCGCAUGGGAAGGGCUUCCGGCUGCUCCUGGCCAGCCCCAGGUCCUGCUAUAAACUGUUCCAGGAACUGCUGAAGGAGGGCCAUGAAGAGGCCGUGCUAUUUGAAGGGGUCAAGAGAAAAAAACAGCAGAAAAUAAAGGAGAUAUUGUCAAACAAGAAAUUGAGAGAACAUAAUUUAUACGCGGAGAGCUGCAUCGACUGGAACCGCGAGGUGCUGAAGCGGGAGCUGGGCCUGACGGAGCAGGACAUCGUGGACAUCCCCCAGCUCUUCAAGCUCCAGGCAGACUUCAAGGGGACCCUCAAGGCAGAAGCCUUUUUCCCGAACAUGGUGAACAUGCUGGUGCUGGGCAAGCACCUGGGCAUCCCCAAGCCCUUCGGGCCCGUCAUCAACGGCCGCUGCUGUCUGGAGGAGAAGGUGCGGUCCCUGCUGGAGCCGCUGGGCCUCCACUGCACCUUCAUCAACGACUUCUACACCUACCACAUUCAGCAUGGGGAGGUGCACUGUGGCACCAACGUGCGCCGGCAACCCUUCUCCUUCAAGUGGUGGCGCAUGGUGCCCUGAGCUGGUCCCCCCUGGGGUUCUCUCCCUCGGGAAGUUCCUGGCCAGAGCUCUGGUCCCCUGCAGUGUGGCACAGCAAGAGCCCUAGGUGGCACCCUCCUGGCAGUGGCUUGCAUUCUUCCCCUGUCCCUUGACCCCCUGUGCCCCCUGGGAAGAUCCCAGGAUGGCCCUAGCAUCACACACUCAGUUCUGCUCUGAGGAGCUGCAGUAAAGCUUUAUAAUCACUUUG